AUGGGCUGCAAAGUGUCGGACACCAAAUGCUACCGUAAGGCGAGGCCGUGUCGGGGCUUCAUUCGGGACACAAUUCUCGACUGGGAUCAGGAUUUGCCGCGCAAUGAACUUCGUUGGGCCGACAAGUACUCCCGUGAGUGCGAUUUGGCCAUCUGUUUGGGCACAACCCUUCAGAUAGAACCGGCGGGUUCUCUGCCUUUCCUCACUAAGAAAGUCAAUUCGGGUCGCGUUGUGAUCGUUAACCUCCAACCGACCAAAUUUGAUCCCAAAGCAGAUCUUGUAAUCCAUGACUACGUCGACAACGUUAUGACUCUUCUCUGCAAAACGCUUGACGUAAAGCUGGAGACAUACGACCCCUCGUCGGACCCGAUAAAGACCAGACCGUCGAUGGAAUGGCGCCGAUAA
Messenger RNA from Medioppia subpectinata, 405 nucleotides. NCBI's taxonomy places the organism in Eukaryota, Metazoa, Arthropoda, Arachnida, Sarcoptiformes, Oppiidae. The record is from the annotation of a GenBank genome assembly.